Trypanosoma grayi is the source of this 6774-nucleotide messenger RNA. RefSeq names its product putative ABC transporter. The coding region runs from base 1 to 6774 and encodes 2257 amino acids. Lineage: Eukaryota; Euglenozoa; Kinetoplastea; Trypanosomatida; Trypanosomatidae. The transcript has a single exon. Gene Ontology annotation, biological process: lipid transport; transmembrane transport. The record is from RefSeq and is a predicted model, not a curated record. Gene Ontology annotation, molecular function: ABC-type transporter activity; ATP binding; lipid carrier activity. Gene Ontology annotation, cellular component: intracellular membrane-bounded organelle; membrane.
AUGGCGCAGGGGGAUUCUCUGUACGAGUCUCGCCCUACGGAUGCGACUGGGUACAACUGCAACCAGCGUGUAUGGCUCUUUCUCUGCCAGACUGCCACCUUCAUCUGGAAAGAGUACCUUGAUCGCGUGCGGCAUCCUCGCAGAGCUGUAGCAGAGCUCUUGGCACCUGCACUGGUGGUGGCUAUGCUGCUGUACGCUGUGAACUUGAGCCCGGUUGUUUGGGUCGAGCCUUUUCAAUACACCAGUCUUCCGACAGCAACAUUUUCUGCGGGCAUUCCGAAUGAAAGCGCCAUUGCGCCUACGUGGAGGAGUAACUUUGAGUCGGUGGGAAAGUGGCGCGAUGUCUUUGAGGAGCUGAACAUGACCUCGUUUUUCUUCGAUUAUGCCCUCUCAGUGGCAAGUAUGCGCAACGUUACAUCCUUUCAUACUUCCACUAGCCGUUCCAACGACGCGUGGUCAGAUUCGUGGUCAGAGGAUGAUGUGGUGCGCACGCUCCUGACCAACCGUUACGCUGCCGCGCCCUUCAAGGUGCCUACGCUGGAUGGGUACGCCGCGAUGCUUGCGGCUGCGCAGGUGGCGAUUGGGGAACGGGGGAUGAAGCGCGCGAUGCGCAGCGAUGCACUCAUCCGCUUCAUUCUCCGCUUUGGGAAGUUGGCGUUCGCCGUGGGUGGGGGCGGCGGUGACGAUCUUGCCCGCGCCGCGGAGAAGAUUGUCGAGUACCUUAAUGCGACGACCAAGUCGUUCAAUUCCAUGGUGCUAUGCAAGUCAAGCAUUCUCGCAAGAAAUGAGGACGGUUGCGUCUUUGAUAGUGUGGAAAAGGCGUCACCACUUUUGGCAGACUACAUGCAACAACAACAGCUGCAGGGGCAACGGGAAGAGUUGGUGUGGGCAAUUGUGCGUGUGGAUCGCGUUACUCUGCAGCCGCCCGACUUCCGCUACGUCAUUCUUGUCAAUCAGGCGAUGCUACCCACAUGGACAACGAUUGAAACGUUCCCACAAGGCCUGGGCAAGGAGUACGCUAUGUACGUUUACAACGGCUUCUUGACACUACAGUAUGAGUUGAACGCUUAUUUUAUCUCUCUAGCGGGACUCCCACGACGGCGCAUGAAUCUUUCGCUGACGCCUCUCAUGGAUUUUGUCUGUGAUGCUGUGGAAACGCCACACAACGCGACGAGAGGAUUGUUUGAAGAGCCGGAGAGUUCAGAGCAGCGUGACAUUGUCGAGAAUGCAACCACGCAGGAUCCAAUCGUAACCACCACGGCAGAGCCGUUUACAGCAGUGAGCGCAAUCUAUGCCCCAUGCUUGUAUGAGGUGGGGGCGUACUGUGGCGCCUCCAACGACACAAAGUCCAUCUUAGAAUGCUUGACAAGGGCGGAGAAUGAGACGGUUGUGUCUGGCAUGUGUCAAUAUGCAUUGGAGUUUAUCCAGGAAUGUGUUCCCAACGAUAAUGAGUGCGGAUCCAACAAUGCGUAUGAACUCCUCACCCAGGUGCCCUCGGCGCUCCCGGACUGUGCAGAAUCUCGCACCGCCUCCUGCGGCGCGAAGGAAUUUCUACGCCAAGUUGAAAAAACCAAGACGAUGAUGGGGUGCACUGUUGAUUUGCCUAAGCAAUUUCGCUCGAGCAAUAUGCCUAGGGAUGCGUUUUAUACAAACUUCAAUCUCCCGAGAGAAAAAGAGACUGCAGCAGGGGACGUUUCUGACGAUUGUCGUACACUAUCAGAUACCGUGAGGCACUGUUCAGAUGAGUUCCUCUCUAUUUGUCCCAUAAAGUGGAUUGGUGGGAAGGGAAUUAUCCCAUACGCGUGUCUUUACGUCAAUCAACGGUUUCUCAGUACAAGUUGUAAAACCACAAGUUUCGUUAAGAAUGUAUUGCCGUUUUUGUACAGUAACAAGGCUUUGCGAGAAACUGUCCCAGCAGCCACUUAUUACUGCCGUGAGGUACAUGAUAUUCACAAAACGUUGGUGGAUAGCAUUGUCAUGCAGGCGUUUCCUACAGAUGGGUACACCCAACGGAUGUUCUUUUUAACAGGCAGCCCAUUUGUGGGUUUGAUGGUCUCCAUUGCGUAUUACUUUCCAUUUGCAGUGGCUGUACAUUCCUUUGCGAAGGAGCGUGAUGCGUGGCAGCACAGAUACCUCAUUCUUAUCGGGGCCAAUCCGAUAGCAAUGCUACUGAGUAAGUUUUUGGUGUCCUUUAUCACCUCUACUAUUACAUCUCUGAUGGUGACGUUCGUAAUGAUGUUUUGCGUCGACAUACCGAGUUCGGCAGUCUACAGUUUGCUCUACAUGUACUACCUCAGCCUUAGUGCCUUGGCUGCAGUGGUCGGGAUUCUGGUCCCUUGGGAACGAGUGGCCAUAAUUGUGACGCCGUUUGUUCUCUUCCUGUUCGUAACUCCCGCUCUUGUUGGAGAACAACUGACUCAGCUCAGUGGUGUAUCGACGCUCCUUCCCCCUACUGUACUUGCCAAGGCCAUCAACGAGUACACCAGGGCGGCUCAGGCUGGCUAUUUAGAGGUUAUGUGGCCACACUCCUCCCAGAAGGCCUUGUGGAUACUUUUUGGUCUCUUUCUCCUUUAUGGGUUGAUUGCUAUUGUGUUGGAAUACCUCUUUCUCCCCAACUCGGCACUUGAGCGAGUAUUUCGGCGCUUCACAACAUCGUUGGUGACAUCGGUAGACCGAUUACUUCGAAGUGGAAAUCGCCAGAUGACGAAAUUUUACGAGGGGGAGGAAAUGACUACCAACCACACAGUAGCGCCUCCAAGACAGGAGGGAGACAUACAGUUAAAUCAAGAGGCCUCAAAUCUGGAGUUUAACAUUGGCGGUGUUAGUAGUAAAGACACUGAAGCAACACGACGGCAACACACUGGUGAAACAGGUUUCUUAUUGGGAGGGAUUCUUCGUGAGGACCUCCCGUCCGUGCCUGGUGAAAUUCCACCUUCACUUAUGUCUUCAACCGCCCAAGGAUACCAAUCGCGGUCCUACAACGAAGGUGUUCUGCCGGUGCCAAGCAAUUGGCAUCCAGGCAUAACAGUUCGUGACCUGUCCUACACUGCAUUGGGUCAGUGUCAGAGUCUGCAGGUGCCUUCGGCCGAUUUCUACCAAAACAGGCUUAACUGUGUUGUUGGUGGAGACGCCUCGGGGUGGAGCCUUCUGUUGAAUGUGCUGAUGGGUUGGUCCGAACCCCCUCAAGGCGAUGUGCGAGUGGACGGGAGAAGUAUCCGCAUGGAUGGCCGCGGGGAAAUUGGUGUCUGUCUUGAGCGAAAUGUGUUUUGGGACAAAAUGACUGUAAGAGAGAAUAUUCGCCUCAUUCAACUACUCAAGGGACGUCUUUCCAGUCUAACCGAAUUAAAGGACGAAGAGAACGUGCUUCUCACUGCCCUUCAGCUGGAAUCAGUGCGUCAUGAACGGCCUGGGCGCUUGUCAGCUGGGGUGGCGCGCAAGCUUGCAAUCGCCAUGGCCUUGGCCGGUGGAUCGCGCACACUCUUCUUUAAUGAACCCACCGCCCAUACCGACCUUUCCUCACGCUCUGAGAUAUGGCAUCUACUCUCCCAGAACACAAGGGGACGUUGCAUUGUUGUUUCGACCAGUGAUGUGGACGAAGUGGAUGCCUUUGCGGACCACGUGACCGUUCUCUUUGGUGGUAGGGUGAGUAUUGCUGGUACACCUGAGUAUAUCAGGUGGAAACUGAGUGGUGGAUGGGUGGUGACUGUGUGCUGCGCUGUGAACACACACGCGACGACUGUAUUGGAUCUCGUAAUGUCUGCAGUCCCAGAUGCAAUACUGGUAAACAACGUGGGGCAUGAAAUCUCCUUUCGGUUGACAGAAAAUGUGGAGGAGUCUGCUUUGCCAACGCUUCUCCGAGAGCUCCAACGAGCGAAGGACUCGGCGCUUGUUACAAACAUCAGCGUGUCGGAUUCUCGCUUCAGCGAGGGUUAUGUUCGUCUUACACGUGAGUUGGGUCGUCACCAGCCAGUGAGGACUGACGAAGAGGAAACUACGAGAAAUGUGGCCGGUGACAACUACGUCAUGAUGCCACCACCACCAUCACCGUCCACGCACAACAACUUGGAUGAGCAGGAGGAUGGUGGUGUUCCUUUGGAUAUAAGCGAGGAGCGUGAAUCACGUCAGUGGUUGAUGUUUCUCGGCACGUGCAGGGCAGUGUUGAACCACCGCUUGUUUGAAGCCCUGCUUACUCCUUUUCACUGUAUGUUGGUUACACUUCUGCCACUUGUGAUGAUUUUAUACGCGACAGCAACCUUGGGGAGAGAUUUUGGCACGGCAAAGUUCAGUGAAACCUCUGUGUUCGGGUGGCAGCUGUCCUCCAUCCCGAGCAGCACCUAUUACAGUGACUUUGGCGGGGCGGCGUCGCCCUACCGAUUUCUUUCGGAGCAGCUUCAAGGGAAACAUAUGUCUGGGACAGUUUCCUCUUUCUCCACGGUUGAUAAAGAGGAAGUGGCCUCGAUGCAGAGUAACAGUGCGGGCUUGGAUAGCUUCUUGAGGAAUACCUCCGUACCCAAGGAUAAGUUUCUCUUUGGUGCCUUUGCGAUGCAAGGGGCGGUGGUGAAGGCACCAAAGGACAUUGUGCCCCCUGCAGUAUUCCCAUGGCAAACCGAUGUGGUGCUCUGUAACACCUCGUUCCCACUGAGUGUACCCGCGUAUUUGCAAAUGUUGGGGAUGAUGCGACUUUGGAUGGCACGCAAUGAUACGGAGGGGGCCAUUAGCGCCUUCAUUGGUACGUUAAAGGAAGCAGGCGACACAUCGGAAGGGGGUCUUGCGCCGCCGACGACAUCUGCUGAGGUAAUGAGUACGCUGUUGCUCUUACUGCCAUUUGCGUUUUAUGGUACUCGAAUGGUGGCAGACCUCGUUCAACAACGGCGUAGUGGGCUUUUGCAAGUUUUUUACAGUUCCUCACUUCGGCCGUUAGCAUUCUGGUUAGCUAAUUUCACGUACGACUUCCUUAGUUUUUUUACUCUGGCUUUCGUUGGUGUGGUUAUAUUCAGUUUCAGCAGCAUAUCGCGUGAUGUCACUGUGGGUGAUUUCUUUGCGCUGUUGGGUAUCUUGAUUAUUUUCGGUUGUGGCACCAUAUCGCUCUCUUACCUUAUCAGCAAAUGCUUUGACGACCACACCGCUGCCCAAGCAGUUGCAACGGCUGUUGGCAUUUGUACGGGAUUCGCCUUCCAGAUAGUUUCGUCAGCAGUACGCUUCCUCCCUGACAACCCGAUGGCAGUGCAGGCUAGAGAGAAAAAUGAAGUUAAUUCAAUAUGGAUGCGGUUUUUCCCUCUCUUCAACCUGGGCGAGGCCUUCAUGACGUACUCCAUGGCCUCCAUUCCGUUUUCUGGCAUCGAUGUGGCGGUUUAUCUGCAGCCGUUAGCUCUCCUACCCCUUCUCUUUGUCACACUGGUGGCGUACGAAACCGUGGCGGAAGUGAAUGCACGUACUCUCAUACGAGAUAAGGUUUGGCGCUUCUUUGAAAAGCUGAAUGUGAAGAUUGUCGUGCGGCUGCACCGGCUGUGUGGCAAUUACGCGCCAAUAGAGGACGGUGAUUUGUUGUAUCGCUGGGAGGACCCCUCCUGUCUUCUUACGAAUGAAGAUGCAUCUGUGGGGGAAGAACGAAAUAAAGAAUAUACUGCGGAUGGAUUGCGGGUUGAGGCGUUGUGGAAACGCCAACAUAACGUUUACGCCUUGCAGAAUGUGACGAUGAAUGUGGAGGGUGAAACUCUCAUUGUGGUUGGCGUCAAUGGCAGUGGCAAGACUACUCUUUUGCGGUGUGUCGCGGGAGAGAUUCUCCCCUCACACGGUAGUGUCUUUGUGAAUGGUGUGUCCUCCACAAGGCGGAAUAUGUCCAAGCUGAAGGCGCAAAGCUUUGUAGGGUACGCUUCAGAAACCUUGGUCCUGCAGCACAGCACCAUAACACCGUACCUCUUCCUUAAUAUCAUGGCGGACCUCCGCUUGCUACGUCGCGGUACGGGUCGAAAGCAUCACCUUCGCUUUCUGAUGCGUACACUGGGUAUUGAACCUUACAUGCAUGUGGGGAUGUGGGUGCUUUCGUCUUCUUUGCACCGACGCGUAACUCUCGCAGCGGCUCUUGUUGGCUAUCCAUCUGUAUUGAUCCUCGACGAUGUGACCAGUUCGCUCGAUCCAGUGGCAAGGCGUCAGGUGUGGGCUGCACUCCGUUCUGUGCCACAAGGCACCAGUACCGUGCUGUCGACACGACACCCUGACGAUGUGGAGAUGGUCGGUGACCGCGUGCUGCUGCUUGACGAGGGUAAUAUGCGGUACAUUGGCACUCCGGUGGCGUGGAGAGGCAAAUAUAGAAAAGGACUCUCUGUUUCUAUUGAUGUUUCUCGCCCACACGAGGUUUGGAUAAGUGGCCGACCUUACAACGCUGCGGAGCAGGAGGCGUUGUGCAACUUCUUCGCUGCCCAUUGGCGUGGUAGUACGCUCAUCGAGUCCCGGCCUUUUCACUAUGUCUUCCAUAUCCCUCUCGGGGCAAAUCAGGAUGACAUGAAAGUGGGAUCAGAGGUGAUUUCUAUUUACACCGUUCUGGCGACACUUAUUAAGGGAAGGGAUGAAGGUUGGACAGUGUCUGACGCCGUUGAGGGAGAUGUGGGCGGCAGCAGGAGACAUUGCCGAUGCUCCAUCACUGUUUCCGAGACGACGAUUGAGCACACAGUCAGAGCUGCAUUGAGCCAAAGUAUUGCCUUCACGAGUGCUGUACCAAACUUGUUUGACCGCAAUGUUUACAUACCACCGAAGGAUUACCGUGUGGUUCUGUAA